Molecule: messenger RNA, 489 nt
Organism: Aspergillus caelatus
Lineage: Eukaryota; Fungi; Ascomycota; Eurotiomycetes; Eurotiales; Aspergillaceae
Exons: 2
Coding region: 1-489 (162 amino acids)
Source: RefSeq, a predicted model, not a curated record
AUGUCCCGUGUGUCGGAGAGGGUGGCAACAGAAAAUAAGAUCUUCAAACAUGAAAAUAAAGCCCUCCCGGAAACAAUUAACCUGCAAAAGAGGAAACGGAAAGCAAGAAAAGCCAUGGGGCUCUUUAACCCGGAAGAAAAUGGUGGACAGCCUCGCCUGGCAGAUAAGGAACAGGCGGUGGAGCAGCAUGAGCAAGCGAUUGAAGAUCGUCAGCUGCAAUCUACCAUCGUACGCGAAGAAAAGGCUCGGGAAUUGACUGAUAGGAAAGAACAGCGAGCUGCAGCGCGUCAGGCAUUGCAAGAGCAGCGCGCCCAGAAGAAGGCAGAGCGAGAGAGUGUGCGGGAGAUGAAACGAGUCCAGAAGCUGGAAGAGGCAUCCAGACAGAAAGAAGAAGGUUUGGUAGUACGGCCGAACGAAAGGCUAUUUAUUCAUCAGGCCAAGCUGCAACUAUCCGCUGCACUUAAGGCGGGUGCAAGGGGAACUAGAUGA